UUGGAAGAAGUACAAAAGCAGAAUCCCUCAUCUCUCUCUCUCUCUCUUUCUCUCUCAUGGCUGCUAGUGCUGGGCGCUGCAUUGCACCUGCAAGUUUCAUGGACUCAGAAUCUGGAAAAUGCAAAUGCAUUAUUAGUUCAGACACAACAAUAUAUAGUAGACAAUCAAUCCAUGUCUCCAAUCAAAGACAUAAUAAAUUUUAUUCACUAUCCAUGAAUGGUUGUCAUGGGGAUACAAGAGUUCCCUUAGGAACCGUUGAAACGAGGACGUUUCAAUCUGUAAUGACACCAGCAUUGGCUAUGGAUCAACUCAACUCAACCAUUUUCGAGUUGAAGUCCGACCCGCCUCCUUUUGAAUCCGGAAUUAUGCGUCUCCAGGUACCAAUUCAAGAGCGAAUUGAAGCAAUCGAUUGGCUUCACGCUCAAGAUCAACUCCUCCCUCGUUGUUUCUUCUCGGGUCGAACCCGAACUUUGGGUCUCCAACCCCAUCCUUUCAUAGAUUCCGACAACACCCAGAAUCUGAUCGGCGUCGCCGGUGUUGGUUCCGCAGUUUUUUUCCGCCAUUUCCGUCCCUUUUCACUAGACGAUUGGCGCUCCAUCAAGAGGUUCCUAUCUAAGGAAUGCCCUCUGAUUCGUGCUUAUGGGGCUAUCCGCUUUGAUGCAAGGGCCAAUAUAUCACCUGAAUGGGAGGCUUUUGGUUCUUUCUACUUCAUGGUUCCUCAGGUUGAGUUUGAUGAGCUUGAAGGAAGUUCGAUGCUUGCCACAACCAUUGCUUGGGACAAUUCCCUUUCAUGGACGUACGGGAAAGCAAUUGCCGCACUUCAGGCCACAAUGAGACAGGUUUCCUCUAUUAUUGUAAAGCUGCAAAAAGAAGUUCCUAACACACACAUCCUUAGCUAUAAUCAUGCUCCUGGUAAGACAUCUUGGGAUCUUGCUGUUAAUAGAGCUUUGCGGAUGAUAAGCAAAAACAACUCGGCACUUAUUAAGGUUGUACUUGCACGUAGCAGCAGAGUUGUGACUACACCUGAUAUUGACCCUUUAACAUGGUUGGCAUGCUUACAGGCUGAAGGAGAAAAUGCUUAUCAAUUUUGUCUUCAACCUUCCAAUGCACCAGCAUUUAUUGGGAACACUCCAGAGCAACUAUUUUACCGAAACUCGCUUAGCAUUUGUAGUGAGGCUUUGGCUGGGACUCGAGCUAGAGGUGGAUCAAAGGCCCUGGAUCUUCAGAUAGAACUUGAAUUACUUUCCAGUGCUAAGGACCAUCGUGAGUUUACCAUAGUACGAGAUUGCAUAAGAAGAAAACUAGAGGCUGUAUGUAUCAAGGUAUUGGUGGAACCAAAGAAAUCAAUUCGAAAGCUCCCAAGAGUUCAACAUCUCCAUGCCCAACUAAUAGGGAGGCUGAGAAGUGAAGAUGAUGAGUUUGACAUUUUGUCCUCUCUUCAUCCAACUCCUGCAGUUUGUGGGUUUCCUACAGAAGAAGCACGAUUCUUGAUUGCAGAAACUGAGAUGUUUGACCGAGGACUGUAUGCUGGUCCUGUUGGUUGGUUUGGAGGAGGAGAGAGCGAGUUUGCUGUUGGAAUAAGAUCAGCAUUGGUGGAGAAGGGUCUCGGUGCAUUGAUUUAUGCUGGAACUGGAAUAGUGGAAGGAAGUAAUUCAUCUGGAGAGUGGGAGGAACUGGAACUAAAGACAUCUCAGGUUUAUAUACAUUUUACCAAAUUGAUGAAACUAGAGGUGCCUCUCUCUUGAUACUAAGAAACAGUGACUCAAGGACUGCGUACUGUGAAGAUGCAUAUAAAUCCAAGGCAUGAUAUUCAUAGACUAUGGAAGAAGAGAUUAUUUCAACUUCAGCUACAGAAGCGCAGAUGUGCAGAUUGUUUUCUUUUCCCCAUUUGUUAUUAAGUGAACAAACUGCCAAGUUCGAUGUCACUAGCCAGUUCCAACCAUAUUCAAUUAUCACAACUAGUUUAGUGAUGUCUUACAUCAACUCUAUUCUUUUGUAAUCUACUUCACAUACCAAUCUUUGGAUAGUUGGUGUCGGAUUGUACUCUGAUCAGAGGACGGAAGUUAAUAUAAUUUGAAUUUCAGUUUCAUAUUAAACUUGUAA
This is a messenger RNA of Cornus florida, 2103 nucleotides long. Its product is annotated as isochorismate synthase, chloroplastic. The transcript has 16 exons. Gene Ontology annotation, molecular function: isochorismate synthase activity. Gene Ontology annotation, biological process: phylloquinone biosynthetic process. Gene Ontology annotation, cellular component: plastid. Bases 57 to 1745 code for a protein of 562 amino acids. Lineage: Eukaryota; Viridiplantae; Streptophyta; Magnoliopsida; Cornales; Cornaceae. The record is from RefSeq and is a predicted model, not a curated record.